Molecule: messenger RNA, 1181 nt
Organism: Doryrhamphus excisus (bluestripe pipefish)
Lineage: Eukaryota; Metazoa; Chordata; Actinopteri; Syngnathiformes; Syngnathidae
Product: claudin-4-like
Cellular component (GO): membrane; bicellular tight junction
Molecular function (GO): structural molecule activity
Source: RefSeq, a predicted model, not a curated record
GCAGGCAGGGUUUCAGGUGAGAGUUGUUUAGUUUGGCUGUGUUGAUUGCAAACUUCUCCACAUGCUGUGUGCAGAAGCACCAUGCACACUCAGCUGGUGGGCAUCAGCCUGGCCAUCAUCGGCUUCCUGGGGACCAUCCUCAUCUGCGGGUUGCCCGCCUGGAAGGUGACGGCCUUCGUGGGCUCCAACAUCGUCACCUCUCAGAUAUUCUGGGAGGGCCUGUGGAUGAACUGCGUGAUCCAGAGCACGGGCCAUUCGCAGUGUAAGGCCUACGACUCUAUCCUGGCGCUGCCCCGUGACCUGCAGGCCUCCAGGGCCUUGGUUUGCGUUUCCUUGGCCGUCAGCGUGGUGGCCGUUGGACUGUAUGUGCUUGGGGCUCGAUGCACCACCUUCUUCCGCCACGACUGGCCCACCAAAGCCAACGUGGGGCUGGCGGGAGGCGUGGUCUUUGUGAUCGCCGGCCUCCUGUGCAUCAUUCCCGUCAGCGUGUCGGCCCACAGCAUCAUCACAGGCUUCUUCAACCCACUGCCCACCGAGGAGAGGCGAGGGGAGCUGGGCGCCUCCAUCUACGUGGGCUGGGCUUCUGGAGCGCUGCUCGUCAUUGGAGGUGUUCUCAUUUGCUCCACAUACAGAUGCUGAGGGCGGCCAACACGGAAUAGUGAUAAUAUGGUAAUAAUAUGGAAUAGUGAGGGUCACAUGUACUCUGUUUACUGUCAGUUGACUUGAUUCUAUUUUUGGUCGCAACCUUUUCCUUAUUUUCUAGCAUGUAAAGUAGAAUACAACUGAUGUGAGACUGUAAAUAAGUUUUGGAAAUGUGAUCAUAGUUGUUUGAUUGUUUUUUUUCAAUGCUGUGUUUUUAGAGGAUAGGAUAGCAAUGUGUCACACGUAACAUAAAUGUAUCAGGAAUAGGUGAUAUGAUGCUUUGCUUUUUUAGUUUCAGUGAAGUGACUUUAUUUUGAGAUUCCUUGAAUUUGAUACUUAUUUUUUUCAAAUAAAAUGCUCAAUUGAGCUUCUUUAAAAAGACUCACAUGAUAUAAUAAUAAUAAUUGCAAAGCGACUCUGUGAAAAUGAAAAGCUUCAGCAUUUGCUACUCCCCGUCACUGGGUGGCGAUAAAUGAGUAGUGCAUUAUCGUGCGUAUGUAAGUACAGUACGUGUAUAUACAAUACUCUGUGAGAUCUCA